Messenger RNA from Drosophila yakuba, 6151 nucleotides. RefSeq lists its product as uncharacterized. Bases 5551 to 6087 code for a protein of 178 amino acids. NCBI's taxonomy places the organism in Eukaryota, Metazoa, Arthropoda, Insecta, Diptera, Drosophilidae. The transcript is spliced from 2 exons. The record is from RefSeq and is a predicted model, not a curated record.
UAUGAAACUUCUUUUAUUUAUGGACUUUUUAAUUUUAAAAUUUUGUUGUUCUUAUUUGCUCUUCAACUUUCUGAGUACUAGGUAUCUGAUAGUCGGGGAACUCGACUAUAGCGUUCUCUCUUGUUUCAGUUGAUAAUGAGAAUUCCAGAUACAUGUUUUAACUAAGUUUUCAAUGGACGUUCUAGGGCAAAAAAGCUGUUUAGCAGCACAUGAAUGCGAGCGUAGAGGUCUAAAGCCGGCGUGCUUAAGACGUGGCUUAAAUGGUCUUACUGUCUGUAGCUGUAGCUCCGACGUCCGUCAGUCUUGGCCAGCCAGCAGCCGCAGUAACGAGGGUAAAAUUCGGAGGUGGAAAAGUGGCUUCGACCGACCACCACCUGACGACCAGGCCCGAUGUUGCCGCACUCAUGUGCAACUAAUCGACGUGUGCUGGUUUAUUGGUUUCAGCUUGGGUCUCUGAUGCGGUGGCAAUUACGCCGCUUCUGCAUUUCGAAUUUCGCAUUUUGCAUUUUGCAUUUCGCAUUUCGCAUUCAAUGAUGUGGUCAGGGCUCAGCGAUGGGGCUUUCAAAGUACAUGGCCUAGCUUAUGGCCACUAUAGCUAUGCGGUUGCCCCAAUGCCGUUAGCCAAAGGAAGACGCGGUGGAGCGGCAUUACUGGGGAGCCCAGCAUGUGGUCACCAGCUUCGCACUGGCACGAGAAUACUAUACACAAUGUGCUCUUAAGUUUGCAUGUUUAUGGUGUAGUAUGUACCUACUAAACGUCGGACAAUUAUUUAUCAAACAAGUGGCAAAGAGAAUAACGAUGAGCGCGGGUAUCACAGUGGUGCAUAGAGUGGUUGGUGGGCCAAACGGGCAGGGGGAAAUGCAUUUUCCAACUGAAUGGAUUACGAUGCUGGGCACUAUGGAGAUGACGAUUUCGUUUACUUUGACCAUAAUAAUGACUGCAAAUGAGAACGGGACUGGCUGCCAAGGAAGUGGAACAAUGAAAUGCAAUUUGCAAAAUGUGUCUCAAAGAGGAACUGGAGUGGUUGCACUUGCAAAUGAGAGGAAACCAAGUGUUAGUUAGGACCAUUUCCAUAUUAUAGGUAGACUACUCUUGCAGAACCUUUCAAACGAACUGGUGGUAACUUAAGUAAGGAUACGAACUUAAGGAUAAGGAUAUAACUUAGAAGAAAUUUUUAUAAUCAUUAUAUGUAUGUACCACACUUUGCGCAGACUUAAACGUAUCUUUAUACAUACUAUAUCACUUAUUUAUGGACUUUAAUAGCGAAGUAGUGCAAAUAUGAUAUUAUUAUCACGCAAGGGAAGUUAUGGCAUUAUGCACAACACGACUUAGAAUAUUUAAUCAGAACUGCAAUUCUUCUGUUAAAUACAUAUUGCUAUUAGCAUAGUUCGUUUAAAACAAUUGUAAAAUCGAUUCUUAAAUUACAUAAAUUCACUUCGUACAUACAUUUUCAUGCGUUUUUCGAUCUUUAAAAUGCUUUAAACUAAUUUAGCUUCCGUUCGUUGUCAAACAAAAUGAACAAAAUUUCAGAAUAGAUUGAAAUCGUUUAACUAAUGCGCAAAUUUACAGCUUGGCUGAGCAGCUGACUGCCUCCUAAAGAAAAAAAAGGCAGUGAAAAUUCUUAGCAGUAACUAUUUUCAUUUCGUCUUGCCAUUUUUCCCCCUCGGUCUUUUGUAUUUUUGGGAGUUUUAUGUUAAUGCUUUAUAGCUCUGGCCACGCCUCGCUUAAAGUUAAAGUUCGUUUCGGGGGUAAAGCCCCGAACUUUUAUGCGUCUGCGGCGGGUUUCAGAUGGGCGGACGGUGGGAGGGGGUGGUACUUUGGGUGGGGAAGGUGGCGCCACAUCAGCAGCUGCUGUUGCCCACAGUUAACUGUGCUAACUGUGUUGCCUGGCACUGCGAUUUAUUAACAGUUAGCCAAAAGCCCGAGUAUCCACCUACCUACUAUUGCUAUGUAUGUACAUAGCUACCUACGACUGCUACAAUUAUUGUAGUUAUUCUUCUACUGGGCCUGACAUGGUUGUUGUUGCAUUUGGGAGCUAGCCCCAAAAUUUAUUGCCUGCAGCCACAUGAUGAAUGAUUCUGAUAAUAAUAUUUUGUUAUUGCCUUUUUGCCUUGGUUGAGUUUUUCGUUCGGUUCUUCUUCACUUUUUGCCGUUGCAGCAACUUUGUGCUGCGUUCUGUUGCCAAAAAUUGAAGUCGCCAUGGAGCCAUGGCCAAAAAGACCUUGCCACAAAAAGCUGUUAAAUUUGGGGUAUCGAGUGAGUGUGUGUGUGUGCCCCAUGGAAGUUGCCCCCUGCUGUGGCGACGGCCGCUAAAAUAAAACAUUCGGCCAACUGACGAAAACAUAAACCAAAAGUAAUAAACUAAAGGUUGUCAUAAGAAAACUUAGACGGCGAACGGUCUUAAAGAAAAGCUCAUUUAUCUUCAAGAACUUUUUCAGAACGGGAACUCCACGUAUAAUAUUGUUUUAAAACAUGCAUUCACAUCGAUGGAAAAUGUACUGAUAAAAGUAUUUUAAGUAAAGUCUAAUAUAAGUCUGAUAUCACAUUUUUAAAUUUGCAGCAACGGAACAGAAUUUAAAAGUAUUCAAAAACGUAUUAAAAGCGCUGAAAGUUUAACAUUCGUACGACCUUGGCAGGGCAAUUUGAUACAAUAAUUUCCGCGGAAUUUGAGGAGACAGUUGUGCAUGGAAUAUAAAGAGCAUUGUGGUGGUCGGAAAACUAAUCCCAAAAGAGGAAGGGAGUGCGAUAGUAGACAAAAGACAGCAUCAAUGUCGACACGUUGAAGCUUUGCAAACGCUCACAGCAAGUGAGUAAAUUUUUUGACAAAUUUAUGAUGAUGGAAUUUUAAGUGAUUUUUAACGAGUGUCUGCAGAGAUGGUGUAUUUUUGGUGAGGCACUGAAUACUCAGCUGCAAACCCUGCAUUUUAUCAACAGCUGUAAUGCUUGUUUUGGCCGUAGUUAUUAGCUAGUAAAUAUUUUAAUUGUUCGAAUAUAAUUGCACUCAGAAUAGUUUCAAUCAAAAGGAAUAUUUCAACUUUCAACUUUGUUUAUUGACUUUGGAACGAGAAACAGUUUAACGAGCGGAAAAUGAUCGGAAAAUGUUAAUAAAUUUGCCUUCGACAAACGGAAUUUCAUCUCCUGUGCUGCCACAUCCAUUUGGUGCCAACUGCAGGCGCCCCAUAGAUGCGUAAAUUGUUGAUGCCACCACCUGUGCAUUCGACUGUAAAAUUUAUUGAUUGCACAAAUAGGCCCAAAGCAUCGGCAGUGACGCAGAUAUUGGUAUCUACAUGUGUAUAUCUAUAUAUGUACGUAGACCAAAGGCCAUCUUGCCUAUCUGUGCACAACACACACAAGUCGAAGAUUCAGUGUAAGCAAAUUUCGGCAUAAAUGUUAUAUUUACUUUGCCAUAUUUUUAGAACUAUGCAGUGCGUCAAGCUUAAAGUUUGCCUUAAAAUGUGCAUUUUAAAUGAAUUUCUAGCGUACAGAGUUACGAGUUUCUUUUUAUACAUUUUGCAACAAAACCGCAAGAAAUGUACUUUGAUUUUCAAAUGUGCCAUCCUUUGUGAUGGUUUCUUGGUGGGCGUAGUUCUGCGUGUGAUUGACAAGCAUUCUCAUUGAAUUAUUAAUUAUGUAAUGCGAAACCAAUCGACUGCAAUUUGCAUACAAAAUGAGCCUCACACGCUCACAAAGACUAAUUAUGGUCUAGCGCUGUGGUUUUAGCAGAGCUACAUAUAUGCAGGCAUGAAUGAAAAUUGCACAAAUUUGCAUGAUAUAACACCUUGAUAUUUAAAAUGCAACGCAACAAUCUCUUCAGUUUUCAACCAAGCACACGCUGGCCAUUUGAAGAACUUUCCCGUCGCCCAUGAGCACGGAUGGGCUGUGUUAAUUGCACUCGGACAAAUUGGUCACUUAGGGAAAUUGGUAUAUGAAAAUGGGAAAAUUAGUUUGUUUUCUUCGCGAGGAAAAGAACAGGUCAUCGAGUUCCGCAGCUCAGCACGUGUAUUACACCAAGGGUUAUUGAUUUCUAAUUUCCAGUCAAGUGCUGCAGUUAAUUGAAUAAGCAAAUUAUAUGCUAGCAAAGUAACUGGAAACAAUACUGUCUUUUCAAUAAAAAACUAUUCUUCGUCAUUUUGUGCCAUAUGACCAAGAACGAGUUAGAACGGAAACUAGCAAAAAGUGAAAAUAGGUUCUUUUGGGUGUACGAGUUACCGAACCAAAGCGAGCCAAAGAUGAUGUUGCAAAUGUGCUUCUCGCCGUUGUGUCAUGCAAAGUUGCACACAUUUUCGAUUGAGAUCGCUGAGCUAGGAAACACGGAUAGCAAACAGCCACACGCACUCCAGCCAGACAACCAACUGGGAUGCACAGGAGGCAACGCACAGGAGGCAACGAAAAAAAGGAAAUAAUAAUAAAGAUUUAAGCCCGGCAAAUGUUUACAUAAUAUGGACCACAGCACCAUCCGCAGACGAGACGAGUCGAGACUCUCCAGAUCCCAGACGGUAGGUGUGAUGUUUGAACUACACUCGACUGGGCCGAGCUCGUCUUUGCUCUGCCUUACUUUGCCUCACAUUGCCGUACGUACAACACUCUACUCCACUCCGGUGCGCUUUGCUUUUCUGUUUUAAGGCCACUGUUUUUGCUCGGGCUGUUGGUAGCCAGGCCGGCAAUCCAGCCCAUCUGCAUCCUUGUCGCCAGGCCCAUCCUUGAAUCCUUCCAGCUGCAGUUGGUUGGCAGCGCUGGUGUGCUGGUGUUAUUAACAUUUCUGUUGACAUCCUUGGGGUCGCGUUUUGGGCCCCGAACACGGCGAGUUAUGAAAAGGUGCAUUCGACACGCGUGUACUUAGUAGUCAACUAACAAAUGGUAUAUAAGUUUACACAAACUAAUAUAAUUUGGAAACUAAUUUAAAGCAAAUCAUACAAAACUUAAAAAAAAAGGACUCUUUAAAUGUAUAAGAUGUUCUUAAAACUUGAAGACAUUAAUUCUGUAGUAAUUAUUUUUAAGAAGACUUCUUGAUAUCAUGUUUCUUAUUUUUCAACGUGCUGUAUGCAUUUCCUACCAUAUAUGUAUACGUUCAUAUAUGGUAGGAAAUGCAUAUAAUGCAUUAUACCCCAUACACUCAUUAAUAAUGAGUACCAUUAUGGUCGAGAAAAUAGGGUUUCGCUUUCUUUUCCCCCCCUUUUUUUUUGAUGCCUUUCUUUUUUACUCUUUUUGUGUACUUAGCCGCCUUCUCAACUCAAUCUUUCCAUACGUGAAACAUUUUCAUUUUACUUUUGAGUGCAAGCAUAUACACUUUUUUUUUUUGCACAUCUGAAAGCGACUCAAAGACCCAAAAAGAACGAAGAAAAAAGUAACAUGGAAAAAAUUAUUUAUGUGUAUAUGAAUACGUAUUGUUGACAUAUUGAGAGAUUGCGGCAAUUUAGACCAGACGACACCAUUUAAAAAGCCAUUAGGCUUUGCUCCGUCAGCUCAUAAUUACGAGCACAAUGGAAUCCCCCAUUAGUAGUUGUUUCGUUGCCAGUCAGUAAUCCGGUGGCCAAGUCAACCAUCUUCCAAAUGUCUUUCCACAAGCUGCGUCUUCUCGUUUUUGGCUCGCUGAUCAACUGCUAUUUGUGUGCCCAUGUGGUGUACGUGGAUCGCUUCACCUUCGAUGUCGAUGAGCAAGACCUGUUCCUGUCCCAAAGUGCGGUGGUCGAACAGGAUGGUAAUCGCAGCUAUCUAUCUGGCCAUAUGAUGAUUAGUCGAUUGGUGAAUGAUCUGACAUUGACUUCAUCGAUGGACAUCGCGCGUCCUCAACGACCGGAGCUGCGCCUUUAUAAUGUGCAGCUCAACUUCUGUUCGAUCCUCAACAAUGGCUAUAAGAAUAAGUUUAUCAGACUGCUGUACAAUAACUAUGCGGGCUUCCUGAAUACGAAGCCCAAGUGCCCACUUCGACCGAAUUUUAACUACUCCCUGCACAGGGCCUAUAUCGACGAAGCUGUGCUACCAGAUCUACUGCCGGAUUGCACUUAUCGCCUGAGAAUGUCCUUUAAGCAGAAAUCAAAACUAUUAGCUCACAUGCAAAUUGAUGGACACUUGCUCACCAAACGUUAGCAGUAAUAAUAAUUCUUGAAUAAAAUAAAUAGAAAUUGAGUGCAAAGCACUCAUAGCACACUAA